UAACAUUAAUCAAUUAAUUAGGCCUAGUUAGAAGAAAAUAUUAGCAGAGACUGCAGGCGCAGAGAGUGGUAACACUGCCAAGACAACUAUUGUGUUGCGUUUGAGAAGCCAAUGUUUAUUAUCCAUACAUUGUUUCAUUGCAGCACAGCUCAUUCAAACAUUUAUUUCAAAAUGACAUAAAAAUUGACACUUUUUUAUGAACAGGCGAUAUUAUCAUCGCCUGGUCUGAAGAGACGGCUGUGAGGGUUUUAAACAGGAAGCAGAGGUAAAUGAAACGCUAGUUGUCUUGAACGUAACUCGCUCGGUGCUCGGAGUUGUGCAACGUAUUUGUUUCAUAAAUCGUGGGAGUUUCUGAGUUCAAGCAGGGGACCAACAACACAGAAAUCAUCAGUGCAAUGCUGCUUCUCAGACGCUGUCGCAGCCUAACUCGAUUUGGCCCGCUCAACACUCAAAGGAAUCCAGUAGGACCUGCAGUUGCAUCAUGUGCUGUUCGCCUUUGGAGCAGCGGUAGCAGUGAGGAGCAGAGAUCGUACAGACAUGCACACAGGCCCAGGUGGAGACAUGCUCUGGCAGGACUGCUAGCUGGGACAGGUGCUGUUCUGGCCUACGGCCUCCACCACCACCAGGCUGAACAGUCAGACUCCACCAGUUUGCAGACCAUAGAGAAGAUCUCAACUCCUCCCAUCUUCACCCAAGAGGAGGUCAACAGUCACCGCUCUCUGGAAGAUGGUGUGUGGGUCACCUACAAAGGUGGAGUCUAUGACAUCACAGAGUUCGUGGCCAUGCACCCUGGUGGGGAAAAAAUCUUGCUGGCGGCAGGAGGAGCUCUUGAACCCUUUUGGGCGUUGUACGCUGUCCACAACCAGGAACAUGUGCUGGAAAUCCUCUCAGAGUAUAAGGUUGGUGAGCUGAGUGCAGAGGACCAAAAGAAGCAGCAGACUGUUAAAUCAUCUGAUCCCUAUUCCUCUGAUCCUGUGCGUCACCCCGCCCUGAGAAUCAACAGCCUCAAGCCUUUCAACGCUGAGCCGCCUCCUGAAAUCCUCUCUGACAGCUACAUUACCCCUUCUGCUAUCUUCUUCAAGAGAAACCACCUACCUGUUCCUCAGGUAGACCCGGAUUCUUAUCAGCUGCGGGUGGAGGGACUAUCUGAGGGAGUGCUGACGUUGUCUUUAAAAGAUCUGAAAACUAAGUUCAAGAAACACACUAUCACGGCCACGCUGCAGUGCGCUGGAAACCGCCGCUCUGAAAUGAACAAGGUGAAGCAAGUGAAAGGGCUGAACUGGGGCAUUGCUGCCAUCAGUAAUGCUACAUGGAGCGGUGCAAGGCUCAGGGAUGUUCUGAUGGAUGCUGGGUAUUAUCCUGAUGUUUCUCAGUGGGCGCGUCACGUUCAGUUUGAAGGACUGGACAAAGACGUUACCGGGACAACCUACGGUGCUUCCAUCCCCCUGAACAAAGCCAUUAGUGAGGAUGGUGAUGUGCUCCUCGCUUAUGAAAUGAACGGUGAGGAUCUCCCUGCUGAUCAUGGCUAUCCUGUACGUGUCAUCGUACCGGGCACGGUGGGUGCACGUAAUGUUAAAUGGCUGGGGAAGAUCAUAGUGAGUGCAGAGGAAAGCCACAGCCACUGGCAGCAGAACGACUACAAGGGCUUCUCCCCCGGGACCGACUGGGACACGGUGGACUUCAAGUCUGCUCCGGCCAUCCAGGAGCUUCCUAUCCAGUCAGCGAUAACCAUGCCAGCUGAUGGUGCUGUUGUGGAUCGCAGUGAUGAGGAGGUGACGGUUAAAGGUUACGCCUGGAGUGGUGGGGGAAGAGAGGUGGUGCGUGUGGACGUCUCUGUGGAUGGAGGAAAGACGUGGCAGGUAGCCCAGCUGAGGAGCAGCGAGAAGGAACAAGCACCCGCACCCUCGCCGCCACCAGGACAAGCGUGGGCGUGGAAGCUGUGGGAAGUGACGGCUCCUCUUCCUCAAGAGGCUCAGGAGCUGGAGAUAGUUUGCAAAGCAGUGGACAACAGUUACAACAUGCAGCCGGACACGGUUUCUCCCAUCUGGAACCUGCGGGGCGUGCUGAGUAACGCCUGGCACAGAGUGAAGGUGAAGGUCAGGGAGGAUUAAAGCGAGGAACAGACUCGGUGCAUUGAUCGACAUUCAGAAUCCAAAGGUAGGUUACUGACACAGAGUGGUUGGAGUGGAAGUUGUUAAAUAUAUCACUCAGAGGGGGAAAAAUGUUUUAUAGAGACUUUUGAAGUGUGACCAGAAAUACAGCAUCUUUUUUUUUUUUUUUUUAAGUAUUCAUCAAAACUUGGGCCCCUGCCUGAGAGAUUGAAUGUAUUUUCAGCGCUAACUAAGCUAAAGGCUGUAAAAGACAAAACCAAAACACGACCAGUUUUAUCUCAUGAAGAUUCACUUAGAAUGAAAUGUGCCAAUACCUGUGUUAUAAACAUGCAUCCUGAUUUAAAACCUUGUUUUAAGCAAAUGUACGAAUCUCAUUCAAGUGUAAAUGAGUAUUAGAUUUAUUAUAGUGUCAUAACUAUACAUGAAGGCUACUAGACUGAAAUGGAGUGUUUGGCGAACUCUGAAGUUUAAAACCUUUGGUGCAUCUGUUGAGCUACAACUUUGGCUUUUGCUUCUUCAGGAGACAAUAAAGUCACUUUUUCAAGGAAAAUAA
Molecule: messenger RNA, 2664 nt
Organism: Labrus mixtus (cuckoo wrasse)
Lineage: Eukaryota; Metazoa; Chordata; Actinopteri; Labriformes; Labridae
Gene: suox
Product: sulfite oxidase
Exons: 5
Coding region: 396-2111 (571 amino acids)
Cellular component (GO): mitochondrion
Molecular function (GO): molybdenum ion binding; heme binding; oxidoreductase activity
Source: RefSeq, a predicted model, not a curated record